Messenger RNA from Rhipicephalus sanguineus (brown dog tick), 3871 nucleotides. Its product is annotated as reversion-inducing cysteine-rich protein with Kazal motifs. The record is from RefSeq and is a predicted model, not a curated record. Gene Ontology annotation, biological process: extracellular matrix organization. The transcript is spliced from 15 exons. Gene Ontology annotation, cellular component: plasma membrane. Gene Ontology annotation, molecular function: metalloendopeptidase inhibitor activity; protein binding. The coding region runs from base 283 to 3132 and encodes 949 amino acids. NCBI's taxonomy places the organism in Eukaryota, Metazoa, Arthropoda, Arachnida, Ixodida, Ixodidae.
AGGGAGUUUGAACAGAAGGCCGGGGAUAUCGAAUCCAUCGCCAGUCUCCGGAGUUUGGGUGUUUUUCUUCGAGUCCCAAACUUGGCUACGCUUGCCGCGGGAGUGCGCGACGGUACAGGCACCGCAGAAGAGGGGGCGGAGAGUGGGGUGAGCUGCGGGCGUCGAGCAAACAAGCCUCGGUGUCGGCAGAAAGGACCUCGUAUACGUCGUGGCAGCAGCGCUGCGGCCGGUGCGGCGGCCAGGCGCACCCGUGCGUAUCAGAAGCCCGCGCCGUGUGCGGCCAUGUGGAGCGCCGGUCUCGUCUCCGUCUUCUGGGCCCUGGCCAACGGCCUCGAGUUGGAGCUUGCUGAGCGCUGGUACGGACGGCCCUGCUGCCAGCGAGCUCGACUGGAAGGAUGCCGCCGUGCAUGCCUGCAGGCGCGCUCAGCUGAGGACCUGGAACCAUGGUGUCGACGAAGCGACGAGCUUGACCUGCAGGUCUGCCUCGAGGGCCGUAGCGGGUUGGGCGCUCUGCAGCGGACCGGCCGGCGUGGUCUCGAGAGCUGCUGCGCCCUGGCCAGUACGGCAGCCUGUCGCCGUCGCGCGUGCAACAGAGCGCAAAGUGAACAGCAGCACAACGACAAGGAACACAGGGACCUUAGGAGACUACAACAGCAGCAGCACAGGCAAGAAGGGGGACAGCCGUGCGCCGAGCCCCAAGUCGUCCGAUGUCUGCGGAACGUCACAGCGACCAAGCAGCCACACAAGCUGCACUGUUGUGCCCAAGCACCAAGUGGACAAUGCCGAGACGCGUGCCUGCGAGUGCUGCGCCCGAAGGACGUUGCGGGCGAUGACGUCACUGGCGACGAAGAUGCGGUUGAUGCCCUGCUGGCCGGAGGGUGCGCCGCACCUGGUUUGCACGAGCGCUUGUGGCAGUGUCUGCUAGGCUGGCGCAGCGGACCGUCCUCGCAGCUGCUGCCGGCAGACGGAGCCAAGCUGCAGUGCUGCCUCAGGGCCGCCACUAUCGAGUGCCAGAGGAUGUGCCUACGGGCGUACGGAUCCGAGUGGGAGACUUCGUGGGAGGCGUUCCACAACCGCUGCCGCUACCAGCCAGCCGAAGCGGCCCUGCGACAGUGCCUCGACGACGUGGACGAGCCGUGCGAGCUAGGUUGCGGAGGACCUCUGAGCUUCUGCGCGCACCUAGGAGGUAGGCCGUGGUCGCUGUACCGACGGUGUGACGCCAGCGCCGACCGCGUUGCGCGGGAGAGCGCCCGACUGUGGAUGCGGAGCGGACCGCCGACGGCGAUGGACGGCGGCGCCCGGCGGGAGGCCACGACCUCGCCGUUGGGAGACUGUCCCGCGGACGCGUGGAGAGCGCUCGCCUGCACGCUCAACCUCAGACCCUGUCACGCCACGCACCACUCCAGUACUCUCUGCAGGGAGGACUGCCUGGCCCUGGCGGCUCGCUGUAAAGAUGGACGGCAGCUGGCACCUCUGUGCGACUCUCUGGCGCCUCCCGGAGCUCCCUGCUUCUCGAUUGUCGGGGUGGACACACAGCCAACAACAACGCCACCGGUGGCAGAGCCGGCGACUCAGCCAUGCAGAUCGCGGCCCUGCGGAAGCUCGUCCAUCUGCGUCGUGAACAGGCAUUGUGCUCCGGGACAGUCGUGCAGCAAGUACCGCUGUCUGAAAGGUUGCCCCGUGGGCUCUUCGUCGGGGACACUGGUGCCGCAAGGCUCCCCUGCGAGGCUGCCACGCGUGGAAGGUGGCCGGCUCUGCUGGAGCCAAUGCCGUUGCUCGGAGUCCGGUGCCUUGACCGAAUGCCUACACACCGGCUGCGAUGACGCCGCACCGAAGCAGUGUUGGCUGGAUGGACGUUCCCGCUCGCCGGGAAGUCGCUUUCUGGUGCACGGCUGCUUACGCUGUCGCUGCGACAGCAACGGUCACAUCAGCUGCACCAGGAAAGCUCACAACUGCCUUCUCCAUGACGCUCCCUGCGGCUGCCGUCCUGAAGAUGACGACGACGAAGGAGAGGUCUGUGGCGCCGACGGACGCACACACCGCAGCCCAUGCCUGGCCCGCUGUGCCGGUCUCACCCAUGGCCAGUGGGAACCGGGUCCCUGCCACCAGACGGAUCCGUGCGCAAGGCGACCCUGCCCUGCAGGAGCUCCCGUGUGCGUGGCAUGGAAACAUGCCUGCCUGGGUCCGUGCAAGCAGUUCAUCUGCAUCGGAAACGCCACAGGCGGAGAUUGCCGCGGCAGUGGUCCUGUCUGCGACACAGAGGGUCGAGAGCAUCCGAACAUGUGCACGCUGAUGUCGAAGCACGACGGGGACCCGAAAUCGUGGCUAGCGCACCUCGGCCCCUGCGAGCCAGGGUGCCGUGUGCGAGGCCCCGUGUGCGGCAUAGACGGCGAGACGUACCCCAGCGAAUGUGCGGCCUGGGCGCAGAGGGUGCUGGUCGACUACCGAGGACCGUGCCUACACAGACAUGGGAAGGAAGGCUGUGACCAGGUGCGGUGCCCGCUAAUGCCACCAGGUGGUUGUCAAGCGCUGCUGGCGCGGCUUCCCGGUACCUGUUGUCCCCACUGCGGUUGGGGCCUGCGGUUGGUCCUAGGGAGACCCUGGCGCAAUGGUAGCAGCGACCAGAAGGAAGAGCGGCCACUGUCCGAGCUGUUGUGGUGGCUCCGCACGCAACUGUCCAGCACCCAGUGCGACUUGUUCGGCCACCUGGAUCCAGCGCUCCCUGAUUUCCUCGUGUUGCUCGUGGUGCCAACAUCGUGGCCUGCCUCGUGGACCCUCUGUCGCGCCGAGGCGCAGCGCCUGGACGCCUUGGUGCGCGUGCGUAGCCCAGCGCUCUUCAGCCUCCUGCCCAUGGAAGCAGUGGCUGGUUCUGCGGGACUUCUGGACGAAACUGUGGAACAUGCAUCGUCAGCGCCUGGUGCCGGAAGACUCUCCACACACGCGUCUUUCUUAACUCUUCUGCUGCUUUCUUUGCUGUUAGCGGCUGCUUCCUGCCCAGCACCACUGUUUGGGCUGCAGUUCGUAGUCGAGUUGGCUGUAGUUUAUCGACAACUGUCAGUAUCUGCUCUGCGCCUCACGUCGCUUGAGGGAACUGUGGGCUACCGACGGACAAUAAGUGACCAAGUGCGGUAGCGCCAGUGAUCGCUGGACGAAAUCUUUGUCCGGAAACCAACGUCAGAGUGUGAAGCGAAGCUUGGACAACGCGCAUUAGCGAGAAAACGCUUCCCACAGAUCUCACACCAGAGCAAGGCUCAGACUCCUGGCCGUGUGUUCACUAGAUGUUCGAGUCCUAAUAUUUGCAUCUCACGUGAGUGCCCACGUGGGCCGCAGUAGUACACCAAAGAUAACUUUUCGCAAAGUGAAUCAUCCUGAGGUUUUCUAUCGGUUCGAAAUGGUCUCUCACAGUGACUCCGUCAUUGCAAUGCACAGAAGAGACUGGUGUAUCUGCCCAAGUGGCCAUCGUGGGUGUUGCAUCUGGUGUGAUGUACCUGUUUUCUCAUGGCAUUAUAGGAGAAACAGAAGCCGUCCGAAGAUUUAAGAAGCUGCCAGCGCGGGUGCCCUGGAGCAUACGCGGAAAUACCACGAUGUACCACCUCUACUGCCAGAACCUUCGUGACGUGCUUCGUGGUACUCCAUCUGGAAAUGACACUCAGUGGCCGCAGAAAGAACCCUAGUUUGUCCAACGACUCGUGCUACUUGAUAGUUUGUAAGGACCUUUUUUUUCUUGGUCACACAUUUGUUUCGUCUUCGUUUCUAAAUAGGAUACCAAUAAGACAUCAAGACGGUGCAAUAGUAUACCAAAGAUAAUCUUGAUUCGGUGGUUGUUUGACUAUUUUCUGUGACAAGCUACACGCACGUUUUAGAAAAAAAA